Messenger RNA from Penicillium robsamsonii, 213 nucleotides. RefSeq lists its product as uncharacterized. The transcript has a single exon. The record is from RefSeq and is a predicted model, not a curated record. The coding region runs from base 1 to 213 and encodes 70 amino acids. NCBI's taxonomy places the organism in Eukaryota, Fungi, Ascomycota, Eurotiomycetes, Eurotiales, Aspergillaceae.
AUGUUCGCCUGGCUCAAAGGUCUUUUCUCCAAAUCAGAGCCGUCUAAACCCCCAGAACAAGUCGAAGAGCCCAAAAAGAAAGGCAAGUCGCAUAGUCGAUCACAUAGCAAAAAGGUUCGAGAACGUGAGCGCGAUCUGCGACGGGCAUGGACGGGUCAGAAGGGUGGGUGGAGGAAGUUUUAUAGUAAGGGGGGAUAUUCGGGUGUCUGUUGA